GACUACUUCCUCUCGCGCGGCAUUCCUCGGCGGCGCUACGAGGCUGUGGCUGCCUAGACUGAGCUUCAUGGUUUGCACAUGAGAGGAAUAAUAUUUGGUGAAGCAUCAGAGGAAUGCAAACAUACGCGCAUGGCACGUCUGCAGGCUCGCAAUGGCCGCAGAGAGCCGGCUGAGAGCGUGACGCGGUGAAGGGCUGCGGUACGAUGCACACCAAAGCCAGGCUGGCAUGGCUUGUCAUGGUGCUGCCCCUGGCAACGCCACGAAUCAUCUACAACUAUAGAAGGAGGCGCCCACCACCGCAGCGCCCGGACAACCCCUACAGCCAGGCCGAGUGGGACCGCCGCAAGAAACGCGCAAGCCUGCCGCCGCCGCCGUUGCCGUCGCCGAACGCGCGCUGCGACCUUAGUGGAUUAACAAAGGGCGUGACCAUCGUGACGACGGCGACGGAGGAUCGGCUGUGGAACGUGCGGAGCAUGUGCGAGCGCUGGCGGGGCCCCGUCUCCAUCACCGUCGUCGCCGCGGACACGGACCUCGAUGCCGAGGCGGUGACGUCGAACUACAUCGACGGCUGCGACGAAGCGCUGUCUCACGUGGGCGUCGUGCGCGUGCCGAAGGGGACGCAGUUCCCCGUGAACCAGAUGCGGAACCGGGCCUGGAUGCGCGCGAGGACGACGCACGUCUUUUUAUUGGAUGCGGACUUCUGGCCAGGAGCAGGCACGUACAAAAUGAUCGCCGACGCCUUACAUGUUCUCACGGAGGCGGACCUGGCGCUGGUCGUGCCGACUUUUGCGUUGGAGGGCAAGGACGGCGCGCGCGCGCGCGCGGGCAAGAAGUUGCGGGCCACGGAUCAUGACAGUUUGAGUGCGCUCGUGCCGCGGACGCGCGACGGACUGCUACGGUGCCUCGCGGCGAAGAACGACUCGUUCAAGCACGACUGGCAAACGAAAGGCAAUUUGUAUUGGGACGCGGGCCGGUCCAACACUGUCAUCAAGCUGCCCCCGUCGCGCAUCCGCUGCGAGCCCUUCCACCACCACGGCUCGACGCGCUUCGACGCGUGGCUCGCCGCGACGGCGCCGGAGAAGCUGUCCUGCUUUCUGGGGAAUUUUUACGAGCCCUUUGUGGUGGUGCGCAACUGCGCCGUGACGCCGCGCUUCGACGAGAGGUACGUGGGCUACGGCAAGAACAAGCUCGCGUGGAUCACGUCAUUACGAGCGGCGGGCUUCCACUUUUAUACCGUCCCUAGAGCGUUUGCGGUGCACGUGCCGCAUCAAGUUUCUGAAGAGCAUAGGCUCUGGGCCACGCAUUCUCGAGCCAUCCCCCAGAAGCGCGUGGUCGACGACAUGUUCUUCGAGUCGUUGUUCGUGCGCAAGUUAUAUGCGGACGGGAUCCGGAGGAGGUAUAUCCUGUCGAACACGACGGCGUCGCGCGAGGGCGAGGUCCCCACACCCUUGUGUGCGGCGGCCGGCGCGGACGUCGACGAUAUCGAGCGGCGCGAGAAGCGCGUCAACCUGCUGCCCGCGGUCGCGCGCGACUGUUUGCAGGGCGCGUGCGCCAUGUCCGAGGUCUCGCGCGCGCGCUGGGCGCGCAUCGACGCCACUACCCGCAAUGCGCCGGACCUGACGGCGUGCCUGAUGGCCGGGACGCGGCGCGACGAUGCUACGCGAGAAUGUGGCGGUGGCCACGCACGGCGGUCCUACUCGCGGCGGCCGCCGCGGUGGCGGGCGCCCAUGCACGGCUGAGCUUCCUUCCUUCUUCCCCCCUGUGACGUCGUGCGCGGAGAGCGCAGACGUUAUUCCCCUUGUGACGUCGUGCGCUCGCGGAGAGCGCAGACGUCAAGAUCACAAUUUUUCUAGUGCCUUUCAGGUCGCUAGCUUGGCUGUGCCGCGCUUUGCAUUUUUUGGGCCACACGGCUCCUACAACUGCGCGCGCGAAUCGGCAGAGCAUCAAAAGUAGUCGUGCCGCGCGCGUGACGACACCUGUGACGUAGCCGACGCGCUGCCGCGCCCGUGGAGGCCGCUCAAGCAUGACCAAGUUUGCGGCGCCGGAAGUCGACGACGAGGAGCCGACCGCUUCAACCGCCGCCACAACAACACCAUACCUCGACACGACCGACGCGGAGCGUGUCGAGUACCUCUACAGCAUCCCGGACGAUAAUGAACCGCUAGACGAGGACUUCGCGGACGAAUGGCAGCGAGCUGUGACAAAGGCCGCGGCCGCCCGGGGCUGGCUCGUGCUCGACGCGGAUGAACUCGCAAAAGCGCUCGCCUCGGACGAGUACGGCGCGCCGCCGGGGCUCGCGCGGUGCUUAGAAGCGCGGUUUCGGCCGGCCGCCGCACUCACGCGCGCGGCCGAGACCGCGCGGCGGCGGCGCCAGGGCCGACCCGUCGCCGCCGUCGUGUCCUACCUCCAGGCUUGGAGGGUGGCGGCCCGCGGCGUGUACGUCGUGGCGGACGCCGCGCUGGACGCCGCCCUCGACGCAUUUGUCGACUAUGUGUCGUCACUGCGGGGCGCCGAGCGCUGCUUUGCGUUGCGGAGCGCCCACGUCGACGACGAGCUGCGCGUCGACGCCGCGCCGGCGUCGCUCGCGGCGGCGUGCGCGCGCGCGGCCCUAGCGACGAAACCGCCGGCGUCGCUCGCGCUCGCGCGGUGCGCGCGCUGCGUGCGGACGCGGCGCGCGUUGCUGGGUCGCGGUGUAAUAAAGGGCGUCGCGAGCGUGGACGACGCCGCGGACCUCGAGACGCUCGGCGAGGGCACGGUCCGGAUCCGCGGCGCCGUGGCGCCUUCCGACGCGGCGGCCGUCGCGCUACGAGCCGCUUUAUUACGAUCGGCGCUCGCUUUGAAGCGAGCCGAGGCGCGGGAAGCGUCCGCCUUGCAAGCGUGCCGCGGCGCCAAGACCGCCUUCAACGCGCGCCGGUGGAAACUGUCAAGGGACGACGUGCGCAAGCGUCGGACCGUCCACGCCCAGCACCUCGAGGCGCCCCACGACGCGUUGUGCGGCCUCUGGGACGACGGCGAGACCGUGCAGGCG
Messenger RNA from Pelagomonas calceolata, 3028 nucleotides. Lineage: Eukaryota; Pelagophyceae; Pelagomonadales; Pelagomonadaceae. The record is from the annotation of a GenBank genome assembly.